Molecule: messenger RNA, 1017 nt
Organism: Drepanopeziza brunnea f. sp. 'multigermtubi' MB_m1
Lineage: Eukaryota; Fungi; Ascomycota; Leotiomycetes; Helotiales; Drepanopezizaceae
Biological process (GO): mRNA splicing, via spliceosome
Cellular component (GO): U2-type spliceosomal complex; RES complex
Molecular function (GO): RNA binding
Source: RefSeq, a predicted model, not a curated record
AUGUCACUCUCUAGCUACCUUGCCUCCAAGUACCUCUCCGCAGACCCCCCUUCCUCCUCCAGCAGCGGCAAGAAACGCAAGCGCAAGAACCCAAAGGAGAACAGCGGCCUCAUCAUCGCCGACGACGACGCCCUCGGCUGGACAGCCUCAACCGAGAACCACGAUGACGACACCCCGCUCGCCAUCUCCUCCGGAUCUGCCGAGUUCCGCAAGGCGAAGAAGAGCGCGUGGAGAACCGUUGGGACACCUGCGCUGCAGCCUCGAGAUGGGGAUGCGGAGGCCGCGGACCGGAUCGUCGCGCAGGCCGCACAGGAGAACAGCGCUGCGAUGCAGCAGGACGAGGGGCCGGUGGUGGAAGGUGGUGGCGGUGACGACGGCGUGGUGAAGAUGGGAGACGGGACCCACGCGGGACUCCAGAGUGCGAAGGCCGUAGCCGCGCAGUUUCGGAAGCGGAAGAGGGAGGAGGCGGCGGCCUGGGAGAGAGAGCAAGCCGCGCUAGGCUUGAGUACGGGGAAAGGAGGCAAGAGGAAGGAGGAGGAGACUGUCUACCGCGACGCCACGGGUCGACGGAUUGAUAUCUCGAUGCGGCGGCAGGAGGCGCGCCGGGAGGCUGAUGCAAAGGCGGCCAAGGAGAGGGAGGAGCUGGAGCAGCAGAAGGGUGAUGUGCAGUUGAAGGCGAGGGAGAGGAGGAGGGAGGAGCUGGACGAGGCAAGGUUUAUGACUGUUGCGCGGGGGGUGGAUGAUGUGGAGAUGAAUGAGGAGUUGCGGGAGGUGGAGCGGUGGAACGAUCCGGCUGCCCAGUUCUUGGUGAGGAAGGAGGACGGGAAGAGCAGGAGUGGGAAGUGGAUGAAGCAAACCUACAAGGGAGCUGCGGCGCCGAACAGGUAUGGGAUACGGCCUGGGUAUAAAUGGGAUGGUGUUGAUCGGGGCAAUGGAUGGGAGGGGGAGAGGUUCAAGGCGCUCAAUCGCACGAUUCGGAACAAGGAGCUCGAUUACGCUUGGCAGGAAGACACGUAG